ACUCUAGGCAAUAUGUCAAAUAACAAUAUAAAUAGCACAGAACUAAUCGGAAAAAGAACAAAAUAUAGAUCUUUUCGAACAAAAAUACGCAAAUCUUUUGCAUGAAUAUCUUUCACAUGAAUAUCAAGCGUAGCAAAAGGAAUUUCACGCGCGCGUCCCGAUCGAGCAGAGCAAAUCUCCGCCUCUCGUCGCGCACUAUUGGUCCAGCAGUCUCGCCAAUCGCAGCUUCCUAGAAGGACUACUCUACUCGAAGGGAGGAAGUGCACGCAUUAUGCACACGUGCGCACGUGCGUGCGUAUAACGCAUUGUUGAAUAUGUGUAUAAAACGUUGCUCGAGCAAGAAGAGCAAAGAACAUGGCUUAAUGCGGAUUCGUUUUCCUAUGUCGUCUCGAGAGAUUAACUCUUCAUUCAUUUUGCAGAUAGUGAUGUCGACCCGACGAGAGAUACGAAGCGAGGAUGAAUCUUCCUGGCGACGCAGAGCGUACGAGCAUCAUCGUUCUCGAGUGAAGACGGCCAGGCCAGCAGUGGAUGUACACCCUCCACAGGGCAGACCUCACGUGUUAUUCAAUGCGAAGAGGUCGCAGCUGGAGCGCGAACGGCAGACGCGAAUUCUCAGGGAUAAUUUCAUCCUGCUGAAGAAGCUCCGAGAAAUCAUGCACCGGAAGCAACGGAUUGCGGAGGACACCCAGCGGGUCCGGUGGCAGGAAUCUAGAUGCGUGAGGACUCGUUAGAAGGAUCUGACAUUGAUGGGAUAUCUUCGCGAUUUUACAGCACUCGUGUGAUUUAUAUUCGUAUAUUAAACUGAAACUUUCUCCGGUAAUUCAUGCGUAAAAAAUGGAAAACUAUCAUAUAACAUAACACAUAGCAUAAAAUAUACUUGUCUGUGUUUUAUUUAA
Ooceraea biroi (clonal raider ant) is the source of this 896-nucleotide messenger RNA. RefSeq lists its product as uncharacterized. NCBI's taxonomy places the organism in Eukaryota, Metazoa, Arthropoda, Insecta, Hymenoptera, Formicidae. The record is from RefSeq and is a predicted model, not a curated record.